Molecule: messenger RNA, 472 nt
Organism: Acanthoscelides obtectus
Lineage: Eukaryota; Metazoa; Arthropoda; Insecta; Coleoptera; Chrysomelidae
Source: the annotation of a GenBank genome assembly
AGGAGUAAGAAAAUUAGUUUCUCGUUGGAUACCCCACCUGUUGACUGAAUAGCAGAAAGCAGCCAGGGUUAAUUGAUGUCAAUUCAGGAAACUCAAAAAAUGUGUACAGCAUUGUUAGUGGUGACGAAUCGUGGAUUUACUGUUUGCGGAUUGGUAUACCACCAUUUGUUUGCCAAAAGUCAUCACCCAGGAAGGAGAAUCAUCCUCCACCAAGACAAUGCAAGCUCGCACACAGCCCAAAAAACAAGGCAGUAUCUAACGGAAGAAAACGUGGAAUUAUUGGACCACCCUCCAUAUAGUCCAGAUCUAAGUUCUAACGAUGUCUUUACUUUCCCGAAAAUUAAAAUCAGACUGCGUGGUUAAAAAUUCCAGUCACCGGAAGAAGCGGUUGACGCAUUCAGAAAUUCCGUUUUGGAUCUGCCAGCAAACGAGUGGAAUACGUGCUUCGAAAAUUGGUUCGAGCGCAUGCAGA